UGCCUCACCGCUGCACGCAAAAACACAGCUUGCAGCGCCUGAUCCGGACCCAAAAAUCCCAGCAUAUUUGAGAUUUAUUCAUUUUUGCUGCUUCUCGCCAAAGGGGGGGGUACUAUGGUCAUGCUGAAGAUCUCUGCGUUCCUCAUCACAUAUGCCCUGGUCGUCUGCCAGAUGUACUGCUCGCAAGCUGCCCCCGCCAGACCGGCGUUGGAGUCCAUGUCGGAGAGGGUGACGCUGACGGACUACGAGGCGCGGCGGCUACUCAACGCCAUCGUCAAGGAGUUUGUGCAGAUGACGGCCGAGGAGCUGGAGCAGCAGCAGCAGCAGGCGGCUGAGGGCAACAGCAUGGCCCGGCCUCUAACCAAGCGCUGCUCCAACCUCAGCACCUGCGUACUGGGCAAACUCUCUCAGGAGCUGCACAAGUUGCAGACGUUCCCGCGCACCAACGUGGGAGCGGGAACGCCCGGCAAGAAGCGCGGCGCUCCCGAUGGCGAGCGCUACGCCAGCUACGGCGAGACGUUUGACGCCGUCUAACCACCCCCCCGCCCUUUUACGCCGUCAUCCUCCCCCCUUGCUAUGUCAUUACCUCCCGGUCGUCCUCAUUGGCCAGAGCAUGUUGGCGCGACUUGCCUGACUGACGUGAAGAGAAAAGAAACAGGCGUCCAUUUUGAGUCUUUGACGAUAGGGCUGGGCGAAUUGAUGCGAAUUGAGAUUAGUUUGAAAAGAAGAUUAAUCAUUAUUAUUAUUUUUUUUUAGCUUCUGUUGUCAACAGAUUUAAAGUCACAUUUUAUCCGUGGCAAACUGCGCAUUUGGUACCAAGACCACGAAUAACCUUCGAUACAGAAAUGCAAUAUAACAGCAGGCAACUGUGCCAAGUACAUCAUCCGGAAGAGUUCAGAAUCAAUAUUUAUCUAAUCACAUGGCAAUAACAUAAAACUGACAAACUUGAUAAGAAUAAUUUUCUCGAGGAGGAAAUAAACUUAAAUCAAAAAUCGCAUUAUGGGGGGGGGGGGAUUUAUUUUAAGGCCAUGUCGCCCAGCCCUAGGUCAGACAAUCAGAUGUUCUUUACUGUUCACCACCAGAGACACCCCAUGCACACACACACACACCUACUUUAAUCAGCAGGUGCCGCCAUGUUCCUUGUUCAAUAAACAUAUUUUUCUACCAGAAAGCCUUAGCUGACUUUCAUUUAGUGCGGUAAACUUUGACCCCGACAAACAAAUGCUCAUUUACUGUAAACGAAUGCCUGAAAUGAAAGAAAGAAAGACAGAAAGGGAUAUUUGAUGGGAUGGAAGGCCCAGCAUGCUAUACUAAGGUAAGAAAUUCAAAACAAGACUACAAAAAAAAAAAAAAAAAGGACACACAAACAUCUAUUUUUAGUAUAA
Molecule: messenger RNA, 1385 nt
Organism: Syngnathus acus (greater pipefish)
Lineage: Eukaryota; Metazoa; Chordata; Actinopteri; Syngnathiformes; Syngnathidae
Product: calcitonin gene-related peptide-like
Exons: 4
Coding region: 115-534 (139 amino acids)
Cellular component (GO): extracellular region
Molecular function (GO): calcitonin receptor binding; hormone activity
Source: RefSeq, a predicted model, not a curated record